GGAUCUUGUGGUUUUGGUCCUGAUUUCUGCGGCGAGGGUUGUCAAGGAUCGUGCGAGGCCACUGCUGAAUGCGGCCAAUAUGCCCCAGAGGGCAGCUUUGACUGUCCUUUGAAUGUCUGCUGCAGCAAAUUCGGGUUUUGCGGCACAACAGAAGACUUCUGCAGCAGUGAAUGUCAAAACAAAGGUGGCUGCCUUCCGAACGACGACGCAAUGGCAUUGGAUGUGCGUAUUGGAUACUACGGCCUGUGGGGAGCCACCCGAGGCUGUGAUGAUUACUUGCCCGAAAACAUUCCUGCCGGAGCAUUGACCCAUAUCAAUCUUGCCUUUGAAUACGUCAGCGAAGAGCAUGAGAUCACAGACACUCAGGGUCAGGGUCCCAUCGUGGCUCGAGUCUCGCGGCUCAAGAAGAAAUAUCCCGGUUUACGGGUGAACAUCGCUCUUGGUGGUUGGGUGUUCAACGACCCCCCGACCCAGCACCGGUUUUCGGAGAUGGCGUCCACAGCGCCAAACCGAGAAAAGUUCAUUGCAUCGUUGAUCCGGUAUAUCAGGCGCUACGGCCUAAAUGGUGUCGACAUAGACUGGGAGUAUCCGGUUGCCGAAGACCGCGGUGGCUCCACGGUGGACUACGGCAACCUGGUCUUGCUUUGUUCUGAUAUCCGAGAUGCUUUCGACCGUGAAGAUCCGGGAUGGCAACUGACCAUCACCCUCCCAGCUAGCUACUGGUAUCUGCGUGGUUUCGAUUUGAAGAAACUCGAGGAACACGUCGACUGGUUCAACGUCAUGACCUAUGACAUCCAUGGGAUCUGGGACCAGAAGAAUAUCUGGACCGGACCCUACUUGAAGGGCCACACUAACCUGACUGAGAUAGAUGAGGGUCUUGACCUGCUCUGGAGAAACGGGGUAACCUCCGACAAGGUCGUCAUGGGCGUUGGUUUCUACGGCCGCUCAUUCACCAUCUCAGACCUGACAUGCACUACCCCACCGUCGUGUACCUUUGAUACUGCUGGCUUUGCGGGUGUCUGCACCAACGAAGCUGGGAUUCUCUCGUACUCUGAGGUCCUCAGCAAACAAGGCCAGUUGGGGUCCAAGACCUCCUACGACGAGGUAUCCUCCGUGAAAUGGAUGGUGUACGGGUCUAAUCAGUGGAUCUCCUUUGACGACGCGGAAUCCUUCACUGCCAAAAAGAACUAUCUCACUUCGCGGUGUUUGAAAGGCGUCAUGAUCUGGUCCAUGGAUCUAGAC
Molecule: messenger RNA, 1242 nt
Organism: Aspergillus campestris IBT 28561
Lineage: Eukaryota; Fungi; Ascomycota; Eurotiomycetes; Eurotiales; Aspergillaceae
Product: glycoside hydrolase
Exons: 8
Biological process (GO): carbohydrate metabolic process
Molecular function (GO): hydrolase activity, hydrolyzing O-glycosyl compounds; chitin binding
Source: RefSeq, a predicted model, not a curated record